AUGUGCAUUCUGAAGCUGUUGAGGCUCCACGUGCACGACAAGUACCGACGGCACGCGUCCCGACGCCUGCUCGGCGUCGCCGACGAUUACGUCGACUUUAGCAGGACGCCGUUUCGCGCCCAAUUCGCCUUCCCGUUUCGCGAGAUCGACUCCGAUGAUGUCGAAGACGCCGAAACGUUGGCUACCAGCCUCAUCGAUUCCAUGUGCUCGGAUUUCGUGUUCAACGGGAACGUUUGCAACUGCAGGACCUUCCACGAGAAACUCAAACAAACCGAGGAAAGAGAACAGAAAGUAGAUAGCGGGUGGAAAGCAAAGAGUAGACGAAGGGUAAAGAGUAUAGAGGCUAGAGAGCAGAAAAAAAUCGAAACCGAAUCCGACGCGCCAUCAGUUCACGAUGAAUGGCCGAUCGGCGAGGAAAUGUUUUCCAAAAAACUGAAAUACAACGCCGAGUAUGUGAGAGUCGCGAAAACCACCGGUUGCUUGGGGUUUUCGGGCGCGGAGUGCGGCAUCACCAAGAUCACCACGCUCGACAGGCCGCUGAGGGAGCCCGAUGUGUUCCGGUACUUCAUCGAAACCUCCAAUUGGUUUCUCUUCGAAAAGGACGAUUCGGUGUUGACUCUCACAGACAUGUUCUCCAAGCGCCAAUGUCAAUGGCACCGCGAGAGGAGAAGAAGCGGCACGUCCGCGUGCGUGCGUUUGCCUUCUCGAAGGCGAGAGAAAAAGAAAGUACUGGAUCGGACGUCGGUGAAAAUACGCGGUUCUUGUCUACAUGAUUUACGAGCAAAAUUCGGAACUGUGGAGAUGCAUUUGCAACAAUCCCGCAUCGAUGCGGGAGAAUAUACAGCAGCGAUUCGAGGAUCUGUCGAUUUACUCCUUCCUCGCAUCGUCGGUUUGGCGAAAACAUCUUCAUAUGAGUCCGGCACGUUCCUCUUCUUUCGCCUGAUAGACGCUCAUCAACCGUUCUAA
This is a messenger RNA of Phyllotreta striolata, 966 nucleotides long. NCBI's taxonomy places the organism in Eukaryota, Metazoa, Arthropoda, Insecta, Coleoptera, Chrysomelidae. The record is from the annotation of a GenBank genome assembly.